Molecule: messenger RNA, 636 nt
Organism: Geodia barretti
Lineage: Eukaryota; Metazoa; Porifera; Demospongiae; Tetractinellida; Geodiidae
Source: the annotation of a GenBank genome assembly
AUGAAUGCGACCAACUCCGACAGCGACGCCGUGGGAAUAGUGUUGGCAGCGGGGCGCGGGUCCAGGAUGCGUUCGCGGAUUCCAAAACCGCUGCACACCCUGGCGGGCCGGGAGCUCAUACGUUAUCCCAUAGAGGCAUUGAAGGCGUGCGGCGUCUCCCGGAUCGUGGUGGUCGCAUCUCCUGACAACAGGGAUGCGAUGGUUCGCGUCCUGGGGGAUGAGGUUGUCUGCGCCGUGCAGGGCUCGCCGGAUGGGACGGCUGACGCUGUAGCCUGCGGCCUGAAAGCUCUCCCCGUUGUCCCGCGGAUGGUUGUUGUCCUGGCGGGUGACACGCCGUUGGUGAGGCCCGAAUCAAUGCUGAAAUUGAUGGAGGACCAUCAAACUGAUCCCCAUCGUCGGAUGACCAUCCUGUCCGCCGCCGACGCUUUCGGCCCCGACCUGGGGCACAUCAGGAGGGCGGGUGGUGGCGCGACAGGCGGAACGGGCAUGGUGUUGGGGAUAGAGGAAGCCGCAGAUCGGGCUGAAAUCUGCUACGGUCCCGCCGAGGUCAACACCGGGGUUUACUGCUUCGACGGGCUUGGCUGGACAACUGCCUCGGCGCAGUUCCGACCUCUGCUGCUGGCGAACGCUACGUGA